AAAUCACAUUAUAUCACCCGACCUCCAGAAAAAACCUAGGUCAUCUUUCGGUCCUUUCUCUCUGUCGGCGGUUCCGUCGAUCUCGCCGUCUCCAGCACACCGGAAUCAUGCCGCCCUCGAGGUGCUUCUUCCCCUCCCCUCACUGGCCUCUGAUCUCCGCCGCCUCAUCGUCAACACGCCGGCCAGUCCAUCAUCAUAGGACAUCGAUUGCUGCCUCUAGCUCUUCGGCGCCCGCGGCGAAGCUAGGAAGGAGAAGAAGGUCAAGGAGUCGAAGCAGAAGAAGGCAAUGGAGUCAAAGGAGAAAGGCGAGAGCACGGUGACCCUCUCUAGGCUGCUCAACUUCAUCGACGGCCACUGGUCGGCAUGCGGUGGUGAGCGACGCAUCAUCUUCACCACCAACCACGUGGAGAAGCUGGACCCGGGGCUGAUAAGGAAGGGGAGGAUGGUCAUGCACGUUGAGCUGGGGCACUGCGAGGUCGAGCCCUUCAAGGUCUUAGCCAAGAACUACCUAGAAGUGGAGGCGCAUCCCCUGUUCAAGAAGGUGAGAGAGCUUCUGGCGGCAGUGAAGAUUUCUCCGGCCGAUGUUGCAGAGUAGCUGAUGCCCAAGAACAUACGUUCCCACGACAAGGCCACCGGAUGCUUGCAAGACUUGAUCCGUACUCUUUAGACCUUGAUGAACGGCAAGCAGCUGAAGGAUGAGCCCAUUUGAAUCUAGCUAUUGUUAUUGCUAUGAAUUAAUAUGAGUAUUUGCUACUUAAUUAGCAUUAGCUUUUCGCUAAUGAGUAUUUCAAAUGAUCCUACGAAGGAAAAAGUGCCUUUUUAUCUGAUUGAUCUGAUAAAGUGUGUGACUUUAGUGGCGAAUGAUGUGGUAUUAGAGCAGUGCUUCUACCAAAAUUUAUUCUUUCUCUUGAAUUUAAUAUGUGCUCAACUUAGUAUUUUUCAUUACAUGUCCAAAAAGAUCUUAUUCCCAUUCUUAACAUUUUUAGAUUCAGAGUCAGCUUCGUCCAAUGUCUAUGGUUUUAGGGCUCUUUAGCACUAUAAGAUGUGCAGUAACUGAAACAAGUGUUUACAGCAAGGAACCUACGGAAAUAGUAGACUUGUACUGGGAUCAUCUUGGAUUUCGAUGGGUUCCCACUGAUUAUAUGUUGACAAUGAAAUGUAUCCAAAAUGGGAUAUUCACAGAAGGAGAAUUGAUACAUUAUGGGCAGGAUAAGAAGAAAGGAAAAAGGUCUUGAGAUAUGACGAUUUGUAUUUUUUUUUUGUUAUUUAGAUGACUUGUUAGGUUUAUUGUUUAUAUUAUGACGGUUGAACUUUGAUAUGUUUGGAUAUUAUAACUUGUUGUUUUUGUUUUAUUAUGUAUGAAUAUGAAAUGUUUAAUUUUAA
This is a messenger RNA of Zingiber officinale, 1383 nucleotides long. Its product is annotated as branched-chain amino acid aminotransferase 2, chloroplastic-like. The transcript has 3 exons. NCBI's taxonomy places the organism in Eukaryota, Viridiplantae, Streptophyta, Magnoliopsida, Zingiberales, Zingiberaceae. The record is from RefSeq and is a predicted model, not a curated record. Bases 1008 to 1235 code for a protein of 75 amino acids.